Molecule: messenger RNA, 3783 nt
Organism: Parnassius mnemosyne (clouded apollo)
Lineage: Eukaryota; Metazoa; Arthropoda; Insecta; Lepidoptera; Papilionidae
Source: the annotation of a GenBank genome assembly
AUGUAUGAUGAUGACAGGUCAGUAAAGUGGGAAGGUGGUGCUGGAGCUGACCCACGCUAUCAUCAAGUUGACGGUCAACUCACAAUUACAAAUGUGGACCGUAAUAGAGAUAAAGGAGGCUGGAUAUGUUCAGUUUUAACCCCGGGAGGAGAGUUAGCCAGAAGAGAGGUGCAAGUAUCAGUUGUGUCACCGCCCGUCCUCUCCCCGAUAGUGUUUCCACCUGGCUUGAGAUCAGGCGAUCGAGCUCAGUUGACUUGUACCGUAACGUCCGGUGAUAUGCCUGUUUAUUUUUCGUGGCUGAAAGAUCAAAUGCCUUUAUCGAGUGUGCUACAGGUUGACGAACGUGGAGCAGAAUUUUACAGUAUGCUUUUAUUCAAAAGUUUAACAGCAGCUCACAGUGGCACUUACACCUGUGUCGUUACGAAUACAGCUGGUAAAGCUAAUACGUCGGCUGAAUUGGCUAUAAAAGUUCCUCCGUACUGGCAACUUGAACCAUCAGAUAGUGCUGUUUUACUAAAUGGUUCUCUCACUAUAAGUUGUGAAGCUCGAGGUCACCCCAAGCCUACCAUAUACUGGACUAAAUUUUCUGGUAGUACAGAAACCACAUUGGGUGGAGUAUCCGAUCCAGUUGUACUGAAUAACGGUUCAUUAAGAUUAGAAACAGCUCGAGCUGAACAUUCAGGACGGUAUCGGUGUAGAGCAGAUAACGGAGUUCCCCCGCCAUUAUCAAAAACACUCACUAUACACGUUAAUGAGCCUGCGCGAUUUGAAACACCGUCAGUUAAUGUGACAGCAAAACUUGGGGAUACUGUUCGGCUUGCAUGUGUAGCACGUGGGGACACUCCUCUAACAAUAACAUGGAGUAGCUCGGGACGCGCCCUUCCAAAUUCUGAUUAUAGGAUGAGUAUUUCUGAAACACGAAGCGCAGAAGGAUUGAGGAGCGAGUUAGUUUUAGAACGAGCUGACAGAAGAGAUUCUGGUGUUUACCGAUGUCAAGCAUCGAAUCCGUAUGGCCGAUCUGAUCAUUUUGUUCAUCUUGGUGUUCAAGAGCCACCAGAACCACCUGCCAACUUUCGUGUAUUGGAAACAACAUCUCGUUCAGUUCGUUUACAAUGGCGUCGACCGUAUGAUGGAAACUCUCCAGUACUCGGAUACGUAGUUCAGUAUCGAAAACAUGAUUCUACUAAUCCCGAUUCUUGGAGAGAUGCUGAUACUCACAAUGUAUCGGUAUCUGCUCAUUCAACAGAUACAUAUACAGAGGUAGAAGGUGCAACGAUAUCCGGUCUGGAACCAGCAACAGCUUAUUUAGUGCGAGCAAGAACUGUUACAGCACAAUUUGCUUCGUCUCAUACUCGAGCACUCCUUGCUUUGACUUUACACGAGCCACCAGCACGAGCGCCGAUCAGUCUUCGAGCAUCUGCUCAAAGACCUGCCACAGUUGAAUUGACCUGGCAGGCUCCACCCACUUCUUCUUGGAACGGUGAACUACUUGGAUAUACAGUGUGGUGGUGGCCAUCUGCCGAUGGAUCUCUCUCAGGUGGCGCCAAUGUCGGCAUGGAAUUUGCUACAGUUCGAGGCCAAAUCAAUAAAUACACCAUCGAAGGUCUCGAACACUACACACGAUAUUCGAUUAGCGUUAGAGCAUUCAACAGUGCUGGGGCAGGUCCAGCUACUGCCCCUGUAAAUACUUUGACGCAAGAAAGUGUACCAACAGAAGGUCCACGGGCAGUGAGAUGUCGUGCAGUAUCACCACAAAGUCUAAAAGUUGAGUGGUCACCUCCGCCAGCACACGCUCACCAUGGAGCUUUACUUGGGUACAAGCUACUGUAUCGUCCUGAACAUACGAUAGAUUGGCUGGAGUGGGAGGUACGUGGUGGUGGUGGUCAAAGUGCUGUAGCGGGAGCUGAAGUGAAACGGGUGGCGGGUGUUGAAACGCUUUUGCUUGCUCUUAGACCACACAUGAACUACACAAUACAGGCCUUAGCAUAUACUUCCGCUGGGGAUGGCGUUCCCGCUCAUCCUAUCCAUUGCACCACACACCAAGACGUUCCUGGGCCCCCAGCUGCGGUUAAAGUCGUAGCAACUUCAGUGUCCUCACUAGCGGUUAGCUGGUUACCGCCAAGUCGACCCAAUGGACCGAUUAUAUAUUACACUAUUUUCUACCGUGAACUUGGCAGGGACCGACCCCCACAAACAACGACUGUUCAAGCCGAAGACGUUGAAUCUUCUGUGGGCUUGGGAGGAUCAACUGAACUAAGAUCUCUAUCAGAGGGUGCUACGUACGAAGCUUGGGUCGCAGCUCACUCAGUGGCAGGUGAAGGUGAACCAUCUGCGCCUCAACCAGCUACAACGACCUCAAGGGCAACGGUCAGGCUCCUGGCAUUUGGUGUAUGGGCCCGUGUAAAAUGCGGCAACUCCUUGAGGCUCGCGUGUGCAUGGCGCGGCGAGCCCGCACCGCGAGCACGUUGGUUGCGUGGCGAUCGACCCGUCACACACGAUCCACGGACGCAUUUGACGCCGCAUGGACAUCUAACUAUACAUGAAGUGGACGCAGCCACAAGCGGAAAUUACACGUGUGCUGCUCGUAAUGCUUUUGGAUCCGAAGAAGUAACAUACCGCGUAGAAUGUGCAUCCCCGCCGUCCGCUCCCACCCUUACAUUGGAGCACGCCGCACAUAAAGAAGCUAAACUUACCUGGCGGACUACGCACCACCCAGCUGCUCCGCCACACGGUUUUACCAUUUGGUGGGUACGCAUUCGGGAUGACACUGGUGAAGGGUUGGAAUCUAUCAAUUCCCGCGUUGAAGAGGAACGAAGACUGGAAGCCGGGGGAGAAGCAGCUAGUGUUAUUCUAAGAGCGCUUUCGUGUGGAGCCACAUAUUCCGUCAGAGCAGUAGCCCACUCAAGAGCCGGUCCCUCACCGUCUUCUGCUCCACUAUUAGUCCGGACAAAACCACCAGUACUAGUUUGGGAGGGAGGGGGAGAAUCAAAAGAAAACAGUGACCAAAGUGCUGAAGCGGCCGUAUGGAGUAACAGCAGUGCUUUGGCAGUGGAUGCGCGAAGAGCAGUACGUUGCGGGGCACGACUUGUCCGCUUGCAAUGGCGACGAGCUGACGCUGGAAAUAACGGUAUCUGGAGGGACGCCGACCUUACUUCAUUGCACCAUCAUCGUGAAGUCGUUGUAAAUGACUUAACGGCAGGAGCCUGGUACGCUCUUCGUUUGUGGACAGCUACAGAGUCAGCCCGACAUCAAGCUAUAAUUUACGCAGCAACCACAACACCUUCUGGGGAAAAACUUCGUCGGCCAGUAGCAUUUCAAGCAGAAAGUGGAUCCGUGCCAACUGUUGGUGGUGCAGCAGACACGGACCGAGUGUUGGGAGCAGUUUCGCUUGCUUUUGCAGCGCUCGCAGCUCUCGCAGUAGCAGCAUUACUUCUUGUGUUGUUGGCAAAACGAAGCACAUUAUGGCCAUGUGGUGGACCAGUUGAUGAAGAGACACGGCGGUGCAGUCAUUCAGUUGCCAGCACUGACAAAUCUGUUUGUCCAGAACAGCAGAACAUACGAAAUUGUCAACACGAUUACAAACACGACAAACUAUCGCCGGCCUCCGAUGUGUAUGAAAUAAGUCCGUACGCUACAUUCGCCGUGGGCGGAGAAGCAACAGCUGCAACUUUAGACCACACGCUUCAAUUCCGCACCUUCGGGCACCGCGACAACGACGCUCCGCCGCACCGUCCCUGCAGGAAGCAUCCGCAACGACAUCGUGAUCGCGAAGGUUUUCUUUAA